CUCUGGCUGACAUGGCUGCCUCCCGCUUACCCCCAGCGACGCUAACGUUAAAGCAGUUCAUAAGAAGGCAACAAGUUCUUCUCCUCUACAGAAGGAUUUUGCAAACAAUUCGGCAAGUUCCAAAUGAUUCUGAUCGCAAAUACCUGAAGGAUUGGGCAAGGGAAGAAUUCAAAAGAAACAAAAGUGCCACCGAAGAGGAUACAAUCCGGAUGAUGAUUACUCAAGGCAAUAUGCAGCUCAAGGAGUUAGAAAAAUCACUUGCUUUAGCAAAAUCUUAACUAUAGCAUUAUUCUGAAGGAUUUUCAAAGUCUCCAUGUGUUUCGUUGCAUUUAGGAUUAACAAUGGACAACACAAAGCCCAGUCUUUCUAUUUGUAUGUACAGUAUUUGGUGAUAGACAGCAAAGGAAAACACAUCAAAACAGUUGCCUUAACACUGAAAAACAUACCCUGCAUUUUGAAAAUGUUUAUGGAUGUCUCAGCAGUUUUUAAAAGAAGAAAAAAC
Messenger RNA from Macaca mulatta (Rhesus monkey), 502 nucleotides. It is a transcript of the gene LYRM2, whose product is annotated as LYR motif containing 2. The record is from RefSeq and is marked provisional. NCBI's taxonomy places the organism in Eukaryota, Metazoa, Chordata, Mammalia, Primates, Cercopithecidae. Gene Ontology annotation, cellular component: mitochondrion.